GAAAAACAUGUUUGAAAAUAUUCACGGACGUUCUUCGCUUGACUUUCCCUUCCUGAUGUUGACACGGUAGUGUUGAUAGGUGUAGAAAUAUGUAUCGAAGAGAUAAGAGAUAUAAAGUGAAGUGCGAGAUGUUUAGAAGACACAAAUAAUGAAAAAUGGAUUCGAACGAGACUUAUGUCAAGGAAGUGCAACAGUAUCAGCGGGAAUCGGUACCAGAGAUCAUCGGAUUGGAGCAAUCUUUAGGACCCACCCACGACACGAUGGCCAAGAACGUAGGGGAGAGUCGGAUACCAGUACCACGCGCGGCUCGACCGUCUUUCUUUCCGAAGUCAAGGGUACUUGGUACACCGACCCUUGUACCUGGACAUCGACGUUCCCUGAUACUGUCAGGAUGUUUGCAGUUUGUUGAUACCGAGGACGAGUCCAACACUCCAAAAACAAAGUGUGGAACGCGUUCCGUAUCUACACCGUCCAUCGAAGUAGAUUCGGGGCAUAAGAAGUUUACGAUAUCACCCGUGUGGGAUAUUGACAAAGAUGACGUGCAACAGUUGGUUCAUUUCCCCGAGGAGAAGAGUAACUUUUUCAGUUUGCUCGAGAAUUCUCAGUUAAAUAUGAUCGAGGAUACUGGUGAGAGCUGCCUGCUGGACACAACCCUGAACAAUUACAAUGAUAGCGCAGCUAACGCAACUCCGCAUUAUUUGAUGUUAAACAAACAGAAUUCGUUCGAACACGACGAAAGUCUCGGUAUAUUGACCCCCGACCAGAUGACCGACUUCACGGUUGCGUUAGAGUGCUCCAGGACACCAUCCUGUGAAAAUCUUACGGGAUCGGCUGGUUCUAGACUGGCGUUAACGCGAGCAUCGGCGUCUAGGCCAUCGGUCGACAUUGAACCGACGGAGGAGGCCUCGAGCGAAAGGACGCCGUCUCCCGAAGAACUUCCGCUGGAUCCUAAGCCCACCGAACCCGUCAGAGGCGGCACCGUUCCUAUCAGUUUCGUCACAUCGGUGACGAGUAUCACCAGUUUGGAAGCCGGUUAUCAAGGUGACGGUGAAAAUUCGAGGCCAGCGAGUCGCGGAGCCGAUCCACCGUCCGUCGCACCAGCACCGAAUCUGCCGGCACCUUGCAGACAAGAUCCGAUGACGGACUCGGAUUUUUUUACGGAAAGCGAUGCCGACGCGUACGAGGAAAUCGUACGCGGUGAUAGGAAAGCUCAGGUAAUCGAUGGUACUCUUUUCUGCGCGCCCGGUGGUCGAAGAUGUCCGAGUUUUACCGGAGAAGAGAUGGAUUCAAGUGGUAUUUACUCGGAUCUCGAUAAGAGACAGGACGAGCUUCAUGCACCUGAAGAAGCACCGGAAGAGAACGAGGAUCGCACACCGGACACCAUCGAUACAGAGGUAUCGCAGAGAAGUCAACCAACGCCUAUUAAACCGGAUGUUAUUAUGGAUUACCUAGAGGCUCCUGUGACAACUUUGGAGGGAUCGCCUGAUUCUAAUGGAUCCAUGAACCCACCCGAGGUUACGGUGAUCGAGGUGGAACGGAACAACGACAACGUUAGAUCGAAGACACAGAACAAAACUGAUUCGGUUCCUUUGAAGAAAUACAAGAUGCCUAAGAGGAACGUCGUCUCGAAGAUCAAGGCAAUGAUCGAGUCUGGUCCGAAGGACGAAACGGAGAAAGAAGCGAGACGUUCGCAAAGGACGUCCAGAAAAGGUGGACGUUGGGAUGCUGUUAUGAGUAAGAUCGAAGCUGGUAAGAACGAACAGAGGACUAGAUGCGUGAGGAAAGAGGUGAAGUCGCGGGUGCUACAGAGCCUUACCCAACCAUCGUCCACGGGAUCAACUCAAAAGAAAGUUGGCGACGCGAAUAACAAUAACAAUAAGGAUAAAAGGCGAUUACGUGGCCGUCAAGAAACAAAAUCGCCAACUCAAGAAACUGCCAGGAGCUCCGUUCGUAGCUCUUUGAGUGAUCUCAGCACCGGACCUAGCAAAGACGCGUCAAAGAGAUCACCAACAUCGGUAAAUCCACCAAGAAGACUGGUAGCAAACGGUCGUGGUAGUCAACAGAGCCGUGUCAAUAGUUUCGACAAGAAAAACUGCGUAGAAAUUUCGCCCAUCAAUCUCGAGAAGAGUCCGUCAGCGACGCGAAAGCCGACAAUAACCAGGAGAUUAACAACCACUGUCCCGGCGAAGCAGCAUAGUAUAACGACAUCGACGAAAGAUCGCGAUACCAAGGAACAACACGGUAAUAACUAUGUGGUGACAAGGGCGUCUUUGGAGACGCGAGACCAGGCCGCACAAACCGACAUACAUUACGAUGCGAUUCAAGUUAAAAGGGCGGAACAAAUAAUAGAAGCCCUUUCUAUCACCGUACAGUAUUUGGCCUACGAGUUGGACGCUUUUUCUACUCCAAAGCUAAAAAAAGAUUGCGAGAACAUGAAGAAAGAAUGGAUGUCGAGGUGUACGGAGAUCGAAGAGUUGAGAACUAGAAACCUCGGCAUUGAAGAGAGACUCGAGUCAGAGAGGGAGAAUCAUCGGAGAGCCUUGGACCAGCUUCGUGAAGAUCAGACACAUUAUGCGGUGCAAAUCGCGACAUUGGAAGCAGCCCUGCAAGAGGAGAGGCGCAGAUACGAGGUCAGGCUACGCGAUUCCUUGAACGAGGCUGCGAAAGAGCAACGGGCCACGAUUGCAAAAUUACGGUCCGAGCAAGAGGCUGAAUUGUUGCGAAGAGAGGCGGAAUUCAAGAGAAGAUCGGUCGUUCACGAUCAAGGGGCCGCGCUCACGGCGGAAGUGGAAUCAUUGAGAUCGGUGCUAGAGAUCAGAAGCCAGGAGAACGCUGCGUUGAGAUCGGAUCUCGAUAAUAUUAGGCGAGAAAUCGAGGACAAAGAGGCUUUGCAACAGCGAGUGGACACGCUCGAAGCGAGAUGCGAGGAUCUGAAGGCACAGCUUCAGUGCAAAGAGGCACUUGAGAGGCAAAUGUCUCACAACAACGAGGUACUACAUGAAUCGUUUCAUCAAAUCUCGAAGCAGAACAAACGGUUAGCGCAACGCAACGAGGAGCUUCAAUGGAGGUUGCGUCAAAAAAACGAGGUGGUGACCGUUCUUGCGAAUUUGACGCCUAGGCUUAGCCGUUCAUUAGGCCCGGAACACGUCGAACAUUCUCUCUCACCCGACAAGAACGGUCCGCAAUCUUCUUCUGUUAAAUUUAUGGUAGAGAAAGGCGAUUCGGUCUCAUGGACGUUGGAAAUCGAUGAUGAAUUUUCCAAGGGAUCGUCGGACGCCGCGCCAUUGGCAACGCCGCCUAAAAUGGGCAGAUCAGAUUCAACGUCAACGGUAUCGAGGCAAGGAUCGCUUCGAUUGACACCUAGAAGGCCUUCCGUCGAUAUGAGGGCAAGGUCUAAAAGUAUUUCCGUUACGGAUUCCGCGCGUGUAGAGGAAUCUACUUGGUCUCCUUCGUUUAAUUCAACACCGAUCGCUCGUCGAAGACCUAGAAGUGACCCGUCUUCUUCUUCUUCCUCUUCCUCCACAUCUUCGUCGUCCUCAUCUUCUGCAACAGCGGUUACCACGAAUUCUGCCGUUGCUGUUGCCGUCGCUGCUGCCGCCGCCGCCGCUGCCGCUGCCGAAGAUUGCGGCGCAGGUCAAAGACCUCAGGAAGCUGGCGGUGAAGCUAUGAUAUCGGAGGAAGCUUCCGCCACGAGCAGCGAGGACGAAUCAUCCACCAGUAGCGAUAUUCCUCCGUUGCCGAUACAAUUUCCCUGGGGUAAACCGAUCAAGUAACGUUCUCGCGAUCCUCUCGCUUACCACAUUUAUAAGGAUUUCAAUUUUCGAACGGCUGCUAUGUUCGUUUGAUCGGGACACAAAGUUUGUUCGGUAAUUCCCAUGACUUUACGUGGUAAUUACGCCAACCAAUUUCCAAGGAUAACGAUAUCAUUUUUACAAAACAUAAAAAUGAACGUUCUCGCUGUUCUUUAAAACGUUGUACGCGCACUUUUUCUAUUACUUCGGUACCUGUAACUCAUACGUUUUGAUCGUGAAGAGACAUAUGUGAGUAGCGUAGCUUUCUACCAAAACUUAUACAUACGUUUUUCGAGACUGUUUGCGUCAUACUUUGCGUAGUAGCGGGAUCGCGUGAAGAUAAAGAAGUUAGGACUUUAUUUAAGUGUUUAGAUUAGAGACACAGUGUUUUUAUGGUGUGCUAGUGUUUUUCAAAUUAUGACUAUGUUAUUGUGAUUGGUAAACUGACUUCUACAUCUUCUUGUCACGAUUCGGCAAUCCUCUCUGUUCCCGGGACUUAAGUACACGAAAGAUCGCACAAUACAACGCCGUUCGUUAACCCAUUUGUUGUAUCAAUGUUUUUCUCUUUUAUUUUUUAAUGUAUACAUACACACACAUAUAUACAUAUAUUUUAUAAUUGCAAGGUAUAUUUUUUCGGUGAACUUUUUUUGCGAUCUUAGGUACUAAGAAUUUUUUUGAUUUAUUUUAUAUAAGAAAAAGGGGUAGAACGAAAGCAGGAUACUGUUUGAUUGCCACGUAUCUUAUCGUCGAUGUGUCCUUUUAGAUAGAAAAAAUGCGCGUAAAUAUUCAAUUGAUUUCUUUUUGAAAAUCUUUUGUCAAUUUCGACAUAGUGUUGCGGGCUAUUGGCGGCCACGAGCCAUGUAUCUCUCAGAAAACCGAAUCGAGUCGGGUCACUGUUUAUUUAAUUCGUGACAAUUUUACACAUGUCCGUUUUAUAAGGUAUGAUGCGUUUAUAUUACGUCUGUACAUAAACGACAACGAUGUUUAUAAAUUAAUUAGUCUUUAUCGCAAAUAUUGUAAAUAGACAACGACCGUCAAAUCGAUCCUAUCCUCGAGUAAAGAAAAAAUAAAAAAGAAAAUGAAAACCCAAGAAGUAAACGUCGAUGAGGAGGCAUUCACUGUGCUUACUGAAGAAAAAACUAUUCGUCAUUGAUGUGCAGCUUACCGAACAGUACGAUAUUAAUUGUGGUUUGUUGCAUUUAAAUCAAGAUUACUUGCCAAUCAUUUCGAAUGUAAUACACGGUUGACAUUAAAAUUAUAAUUUUUGUGUAACAUUGAAAGUUGAUUUGGCGGUAACAUUGCUUACGCAGAAACGUAUAGCAUUCGUAAUAAUAUUGUAUCUUCGACGUGGAAAGAGGACUAACUAACAGCAUUCUUAACGUUAUACGUUUUAUUGCCAAAUACCGAUGAAUCGAUAUAUUUAUCUGUAUUCUCUUUUACGCGCAACAUCAAAUUUACAGAUACUAUGCUAUUUCAGGUGCGACUUGUUAACCAACUACUAUACGUUGAAAAAUAGUCGGUUGGGUAAAGAGUUGAUUAAAAGAAAAAAAAAGAAAAAUGGAAAAAAAAAGAAAGAAA
Osmia lignaria (orchard mason bee) is the source of this 5369-nucleotide messenger RNA. RefSeq names its product toucan (gene toc). The record is from RefSeq and is a predicted model, not a curated record. Gene Ontology annotation, molecular function: microtubule binding. Lineage: Eukaryota; Metazoa; Arthropoda; Insecta; Hymenoptera; Megachilidae. Gene Ontology annotation, cellular component: nucleus; cytoplasm.